CGCAGAUGUCUCUGUCACUUGCUGGAAAUCACAAGCGAACAGGGAAGUCAGGCCCUGGGGACUGGAUGUUGGGCUGGGGAAAUAAUAAAAUCAAACAGUUCGCUGACGGCUAGUUGACGUGCCCUGUCCAGUUGCUAUCGGCCUGACAAGAUGUUUAAGAAACUCAAGCAGAAGAUAAACGAGGAGCAGUCGCCGCAGAGGACUGCGCAGGGAACACAGCAGCAGGCCCAGAUGGGCAGCGGAGACCGGCGCAGCAGUCAGACUCCGCCUUUCCAUCACGACGGCUCGCCCUCCCCCAGUGACAGACAGAUGCUGGCCGGGAUGAUAGCCGAGCCCGCUUUUCUCUCUGAGUAUACUAUCUUUGCUCUGGACCAUUCAAACCGACCCCAAACGGCCCAGGUAGCCAGUGUGAAUGCCUCCAAAGGACCUGCAAGAUCUCCCAGGGGCAGCAUCAACGGCGAUGGAAGUGCUUCUCCUCUUAGAGAGGAGUCGCAGUCAUUUGCGCAGAAGCUGCAGCUGAAAGUCCCGUCGAUGGAGUCGCUGAUCCGCGGCGGCGCCAGUCGGGCCGAAAACCUCUUCCGCUCCUCGUCCAGAGAGAACCUGGCCCGGAGCUCAUCGCGCGAGUCGCUGACGGCCCUGGGAGAGAGCGAGCCCCCGGCGGGCCCCGCCUACGACCCGCCCUCGGAUAUCGAGAGCGAAGCCGAGGAGCCGGCGGGAAGCGCAGAGGCUCUUUCCAAAGAGCAGUUGCUGCACCGACUGCUUCAAGUGGAGAGGAGUCUGGGGAAGUACAGGGGGAAAUACUCGGAGCUGGUUACUGCAUACCGCACGGUUCAGCGAGACAAAGAGAAAACCCAGGUCAUCCUCAGUCAGAGUCAAGAUAAAGCUCUGCGCAGGAUAGGAGAGCUUCGUGAGGAGCUUCAAAUGGACCAGCAGGCCAAGAAGCACCUGCAAGAUGAGUUUGACGCCGCCCUGGAGGAGAAGGACCAGAUGAUCACCGUCCUUCAAACGCAGGUUGCCUUGUUGAAAAAGCGAGCAAAGGGGGUGACAGAUGGUCCACCCCCCUCUGAGGGUGAUGAAGUGGCUUCAGAUGCUGCCUCCGCUGCUCAGAGCCCAUCUAAGGAACAAGGACCAGAACCGGACGGACCCGAGUUAGAGGGCAACAGUGAUCCAACCAAACUCAUGGAGGCUCUUCAGAAGAGGGUCAAGAGGCAAGAAAACCUGCUCCAGAAGUGCAAAGAGGUGAUGCGCACGCACAAGGAGCGUAGCACGCAGCUGAGCAGCGAGAACGAAGCACUACAGGAGCAGCUGCAGGAGAGACUUCAGGAGCUGGAGAAGAUGAAGGAACUGCACACGACAGAAAAGACCAAGUUGAUCACUCAGCUGCGGGACGCUAAGAAUCUCAUUGAGCAACUGGAGCAGGACAAGGGAAUGGUAAUCGCUGAAACCAAGCGGCAGAUGCACGAGACUCUGGAGAUGAAAGAGGAGGAGAUCGCCCAGCUACGCUCCAGACUCCAGCAGGCCGUCACCCAGAAGGAAGAAUUACAAGAGCAGAAAGAGAAGGCGGAGAAAUCCGCUUUUGAAGAGCUUGAGCGGGCUCUGGGUGUGGCCCAGAAGGCCGAGGAGGCCAGGAAGCGGCUGCAGGUCCAGCUGGAGGAGCGAGUGAAAGACGUGGAGAGGGCAAGCGAGGAGGAGAGGAAGAGUCUUCAGCAGGAGCUGACAAGAGUUAAACAGGAAGUUGUCACCAUCAUGAAGAAGUCAUCAGAAGAAACUGUGGCUAAUUUGGAAAAAGCCCACACUGAAGCUUUAGCUGCUAAAGAAGAGGAACUAAAGGAAAGAGUCAGCAAAGCAGUGGAGCAAUGCAAGGCGGAGUUUGAGCAGCUUUCUAAGGAGCGAGAGCAACAGGCCUCUCUGGCUCUGGAGGACGCAGAGCUACAGAAGACCGCUAUAAGAACAGAAGCUGAGGAUAAAGUGAAGGAGAUGCAGCUGGAGCUGGAAGCUGCAAGAACGAGGAUUUUGGAGAUGGAGAGCUCCGUGAACGACACCUCUCAGGCCGAAUCCAGUUUGACCCACGACCUUUCCAGUCAGCUGGAGGAGCUGAAGAAAAACCACAGGGAGGAGAUGGCGGCAGCGAAGGCGAAGCAACAGGAGAGUCUGGAAAAGGACAAGGAAGCUCUCCUCCAGCAGCACAGCGCCGCUCUGGCGGACAUCCAGGAGAAACACCGCGCGGAAACGGAGACGCUGCUGCAGGAGAAAGAGCUGCAGCUCCAGCAGCACGUCGAAGACAUGAACCAGAAGACGCUGGAGAAACUGGAAAGGAAGCAGGCCGAGGUAGAGGCGCUGUCUGCCGAGCUCUCGGAGGCUUUAACCAGCAGACAGACUCUGGAGGAGAGGCUGGUGGCGGCUCAAGAUCAGAUUCAAGAUCAGGCGUCGAAGCACAGCGCCGAGCUGGAAAGCAUCAAACGCGAGCACGAGCAAUCUAUCGGAGGUGUGGAGAAAACUCUGAAGCAGGAGCUUAAUGCACUAAAAAUCGUCCUGAGGGAAAAGGAUAAAGAGAUCCAAGAGCUUUUGAGUAAAGAGAAAACCCUCCAGGAGGAAGCACAAAACCUAGAAACCAGGGUCAGGGAGGUUGAGGAGCUGCAGCAGAGUUUGCUGCAAACUCGACAAGAAGCGGAGAACCUAAAGGAAUCCAACGCUCGGUUAAACGCUGCCUCAGAGGAUCUUGAUCAGUGUAAGAAGAGUUUGACAGACCUGAAGGAUCAGUUGGAAGCAGCAAAUAAUACAUGUCAGGAAAAGGAGAAGAUGCUCCAAGAAAUAAGCUCCCAGUUAGAAGAAGCCAAGAAAGAGCUCUUGGAGAAGGAGGCGGCCGAGCAGCAAAAAAGCCUGGAGGAGCAACGGUGCCUUAAGAAACAGCUGGACGACGAACGAGCGGCUCACCAAGUCCAGCUGAGAAACACUGUGUCCGACAUGGAGGCCAAGGUGAAGAAGCAGGAGAGCAAGGCGGAGAAGAUCAAGCAGAAGGCCAAAGAGAUGCAGGAGAGCUUCAAGAGAAAGCUCCAGCAGACCGAGGAGAGCGCCAAGAAGGAGCUGGAGCAGAAGGAGCUGGAGCUGCAGCAGAAAGACCAGCAGGUCCAGGAGAAAAUCGUGGAGAUGGCUCAGUCGAGCUCGCAGGGCAUCAGCAGCGCCGUGUCGCAGCUGCAGGCGAGCCACAAGGAAGAGCUGGAGGCGCUGGAGCGCCGCUGGCAGGAGCAGCUCGCCCGGCAGGAGGAGGAAUCGGCGGAGAAGCACGCCGUCGCGCUCCAGGAGAAGGCCCAGGAGCUGGAGGAGACGUCUCAGCGGGUGUCGCGGGAGUUGAGCGCGUUGAAGGAGGACCUGGCCAUCCGGGAGACCACCGUGCAGAAGCUGCAGGAGGAGCUCAACCAGGCGGCGGUCAAACUCGAAGGCUCGUCUCGGGGGGAGUCGCUGCUGAAGGAGCAGAUGGAGUCGGCGGAGAGGAACCUGAAGCAGGCCCUGAGCGAGAGGAACGCCCUCCAGGACGAGCUGAGGGCGGCGCGGGAGGAGAGCCGAGCGAGGCUGCAGUCUCUGACCGACAAGUUGAGCGACGCGGAGAAGCAGCUGGAGGCCCUGGAAAGUUCCCGGGUGGAAGACGCUAAAGAAAUGGAGCGCAAACUGGAGCAAGCUGCCGCGCUACUCCAAGCCAAGGAGGCUGAAUUCCAGCAACAACUGAAUUCAAUCGUCGCCAAAAUGCAGCAUUACUGUAAGGAGGUCCAGGCUAAGGUGGAUCGUUCCUCCGACCGACUCCAGCAGCGAGUGGUCGGCCGCGUCGAGGAGCUGAACGACCGACUGCUGAGCAGCCAGGGGAGCGUCGGCCGCUUGCAGAGCGCUCUCCGCACAAAGCUGGGCACCGUUUGCACUUUAGAGGAGAACCUCCUGCGGCGCGCCGAGGAGAACAAGAAUCUAUGCAUUUCACUGGAACACACGACCGCUCAGGUAGACGCUCACAAGGAGCGCAUCGAGGCCUUAACCCUGGAGAAGGAGGGCAGCUCUCAGAGAGCGGAGGAGCUCAGCGAGGCCCACAGAGUCAUGUCAGAGAGCCUGAAGGACAAGGAGGAAGCCAUAAAUAAGCUGACGCAGCAGUACGAGACGGAGAGGUUGGCGCAGGAGAGGAGGGCCGAGGACGACGGCGAUGCCGUUGGGUCCCUGCGGGCGAGGCUGGAGGAGCUGGAGAAGGAGGUCUCCGAGAAGAACGAAGCGCUGCAAAGGCUGUCGGCGAGCGUGGACGGCCGCUCCAUCAGCAAGUCCGAGAUGGACCAGGUGCUGAGCGAGAAGGAGCAGCGGGUGGGCGACCUGGCGGCCGAGCUGGAAGGCAGCGCGGCCCGCCUCGCCCAGCUCCAGGAGCGGCUCCAGGCCAAGACGAGGGAGUGCGAGGAGCUCCGGCAGCGGCACGCCGGCGGGGAGCGCGAGAAGCGGGAGCUGGCCGAGCAGCUGCAGCGGGCCCAGACGCUGUGCGCCCAGAACGGCGCCGCCGAGCGAGAGCUGGGGGAGAAGCUGAGCUCCCUCGAGGAGGAGAACAAGAAGUGGAAGCUGGCGCUGGAAGCCCAGAGGGAGGAAUUGGAGAGGAUGAGAGAGGAGGCCGACAGGGGCAGGGAGGAGAGCGUCAGAGCCACCGAGGAGAGGCUAUCCGCGGAGAACGCUCGCAAGAUAUCGGAGCUGAAGAAAAAAGCCGAGCAGAAGAUCAGCCAGAUCAGGAAGCAGCUGACGGCCCAGCUGGAGGAGAAGGAGCAGAGCAUCCAGGCUCUGAGGGCUAACCUGGAGGAGAAGGAGCAGAGCAUCCAGGCUCUACGGGCUAACCUGGAGGAGAAGGAGCAGAGCAUCCAGGCUCUAAGGGUCAGCCUGGAGGAGAAGGAGCAGAGCAUCCAGGCUCUAAGGGCUAACCUGGAGGAGAAGGAGCAGAGCAUCCAGGCUCUAAAGGUCGGCCUGGAGGAGAAGGAGAGCAACGAGACUCUGAGCAAGGAGCAAAUAGAGACGUUGGAGGAGAAAACGAAGCAGCUCGAAGAAGCUCUCGCCAGGCUUGGAGAGGAGCAGGAGAGGAACCUUGAGCAGACCCUGAGCAACGAGAGGCUGGAGAGGGAGAAGUGUUUAGAGGAGCUGAGAGCCGCGUAUGAAGACAAGCUGGCGUCGCUUCAGCGGGACGCGGAGCUCAGGCCGACCCAGGCGGCGCUGCAGCAACUCCAGGCACGGCUGAAGGAGGCCGAGGAGCACAACCGAAACCUCCUGGCAGAAAUAGAUCGCCUGAAGGCAGAAACGAGCGAGAAGGACGGCCGGCCCUCGACUCCUCCCGACGAGGUCCGGCGUUCCCCGGCGCCGGAGGCCGCCGCGGUCGAGGCGGAGCGCAGCAGCGUGCAGCGAACCGCCAACGCCACGGAGGACGGCGGGGAGGACUCUCUGCAAAGCCUUAGGAGCAAACUGGUCCAGAUGAAGAACGAGAAGGAGAAGGUCCAGAAGGACUUCACCAGGUUACAGAAAGACAUGAGGCAGCUGAGGAAGGAGCACGAGCACGACCUGGAGUUGGUGAAGAAAGAGCUGCAGGAGGAGAACGAGAAAAAGCUCAAGCUGGAGUUGGAGGAUCUGGAAAUGAAGCGCAACAUGGCCAUGAAGCAGCUGAUGAGGGAGUUCAACACGCAGAUGGCUUUGAAAGAGAGGGAGCUCGACUCCGCCGUGAAGGAGACCAUAGCCAAGGCCCAGGAUGUCGAAGCCGAGCUCCUCAGCAGCCACCGAGAGGAAACCAGCCAGCUGAGGAAGGUGAUUUCCCAGAAGGAAGACGAUUUGCAGAGAACCGUGCAGAAAUACGAGCAAGUCAUACAGAGCCGGGAGGAGGAGAUGGGAGACAGAGUGUGGCAGGUUCAGAAACAGCUAGAAGAGCUGCAGUCACGCUGCCAAAGCACUUCAGAGCUGACCCCUGAGGACCUGAAGGCUCAGCUCGCCGAGAAGACGACUCUCCUGAGCGAGGCUCGGCUGAAGGAGCAAACAUUUGUGGAGCGGAUUCACUCUCUGGAAGACAAGAUCAAGUUUCUCCACCGCAGCGCUGUUGUAACUCAUCUUGAUGGGACGCACAAAGAUCCUGGAAUAAAUUCCCCCGACAGUCUGUCGGAGUCUACGGAGAUGGAGUACUUGAGGAAGGUGCUGUUUGAAUACAUGAUGGGGCGGGAAACGAAAACGAUGGCCAAAGUGAUUACCUCCAUGCUCAAGUUUCCUGCGGACCAGGCGCAAAAGGUUUUGGACAGAGAAGACUCCAAACCAAUCCCUUGGUUACGAUGAGUUUUGGAUACGGGAACUUCACGAUGAAGAUCUGCUGCUGAGGGGGAAGACUGCCAUGGAUUAUUUGAAGUCCUUCCCUCUGUAUCACGUCUUUUUUUUAUGUGUGUGUGUAAGGUUGUGUGUUUGUGAGCACAUUCUGGGGCAUAAGUGUGUGUGUGUGAUGAAGUGUGUGGAAAUCCAAUUAAAGGUAUGAGGGGAAUAAAGAGUUUCUGACAGAAACACAAAUCUUCCAUAAUUCACUUCUACUGAGUAUAAUUUAUGUUUUUAAUAAUGUUUUGGGUUAUUUUAGGAUGUGUUUAUAAAAAAAAAAGAAAACAAGGCUUGUGCAAUAAAUAAUAUCACACACUAAUGCUGACAGUCACUUGAUUUAUAUGUUCCUGUGUAGUUCUUUUGUCUGAUUGGCUUCCUCUGUAAACGACCCUUUAACUGUGCACUCGCACCAUAUGGAGUGACUGGCCUUUGGGACCGGGUUUGUUCGGCGCGGCUUUUUCUACGCUUUAUAUUUUGACACUGACUGACGAACUUCGAAACACCCCAAGUGUAAAUUGUAAAAUAAGAAUGGAGACUGUAAUAUAGGGCACAUGACUGCUUUACAUUUUGAGGCUAGCAAAUAAAAUCUUAUUUACAAAAAUA
Messenger RNA from Fundulus heteroclitus (mummichog), 6948 nucleotides. RefSeq names its product golgin A4 (gene golga4). Gene Ontology annotation, biological process: Golgi vesicle transport. The transcript has 25 exons. Gene Ontology annotation, molecular function: small GTPase binding. Lineage: Eukaryota; Metazoa; Chordata; Actinopteri; Cyprinodontiformes; Fundulidae. Gene Ontology annotation, cellular component: Golgi apparatus. Bases 151 to 6315 code for a protein of 2054 amino acids. The record is from RefSeq and is a predicted model, not a curated record.